Molecule: messenger RNA, 462 nt
Organism: Penicillium manginii
Lineage: Eukaryota; Fungi; Ascomycota; Eurotiomycetes; Eurotiales; Aspergillaceae
Exons: 1
Coding region: 1-462 (153 amino acids)
Source: RefSeq, a predicted model, not a curated record
AUGGUUACCAACUCUCUCCCUCCGUAUAUUAUUGCUUCGGAAUCUAAUACAGUGGUGCCGUUUUCGGCAACAAGUCCUAGCGUCAGAGAUAAUUUCACCCAAAUCUCGGGACGUGCAAGUGGUUUUCAAGACGAGGGAACUCAAUUGGCGUCUUCAUUUCAGCAACUCCAGGCCACAGAGGAAAGGGCUUUGGGUACUUUCACAGAAGUUUUGACUAAGCACCUCGGUCGGUACGCGAGGCAGCAAAUGAGUCGUGGUAUUGUUCCUACGGAUGAAAUGUUCCAGUAUCAAGCGAGGCGCCUUCUUUAUGACUCUGAGGAUUCAUGGAGCCAAACCAUAGCAGACAAUUCGGACUGGAUAGUUUCUUUUAGGGAGGAGCAUAGCCCUCAGUAUGAAAGCUCGAAAAGUCCUGGAACUGCAAAUUUUGGAGACCUGACAGGCAUUUCGCAUCCCGAGAUAUGA